This is a messenger RNA of Striga asiatica, 711 nucleotides long. The record is from the annotation of a GenBank genome assembly. NCBI's taxonomy places the organism in Eukaryota, Viridiplantae, Streptophyta, Magnoliopsida, Lamiales, Orobanchaceae.
AUGUCUGACGAAACCGGGCCUCCCCACCACCCUCCCCGGGCCCACGGGCCCAACCAACACCCCUAUACCUAUACCCGUCUAACCGCCCUCGAAAUCGACGGGCCCGACGACCCUCUCCCGGGCCAUCGUGACUGCGCCCUCGUGGCCGCCUUCGCCACCAUCUCUCUCGCCCUCAUCCUCGCUGCCUCCCUCCUCCCGUCCCUCGGGCCAGAAGGGCCCGGCCCAUGGGCCGGGGCCCGUUUCGCCCUCCAAUCCCUCAUGAUCACCGAGUUUCGGGCCUCGUCGGCCCGCAUCUCGGGAAGGUGCCACUUGGCCCUCGACGUCACUAACCCGGGCCGGAGGAUGAGAUUGUACCACGAGAAUGCGGUCGUCAUGGUUUUCCUCGACCACGAGCUUCUCUGGGUGGCCCGGAGCUCGGGCUUCGUCCUCGGGCCUGGUGAGAGGCUCGUGUUUAACGUGAGCACGGGUGGCGCGGACGAGAGUUUGCCAGUGUCAGACGCGUUCGUCCCGACAGCACUUGUCGAGGGCCGAGAGCUCGGUCGGAAGCUGAGGUUCAAGGUGAAGUACGACGGGAUGGUGCGUGAGGGGCUCAACACGUGGCGCGAGGAGAGGGCCCACGUGUACAUGGUGUGUGGGUGGGUCGAGAUGGGGUUCGUGAGCGAAAGUGUCGUUCGCGGGGGGCCCGCAAACUGCGCGUUAGAGAACUUUUGA